Volvox carteri f. nagariensis is the source of this 1386-nucleotide messenger RNA. RefSeq lists its product as uncharacterized. The coding region runs from base 1 to 1386 and encodes 461 amino acids. The transcript has 5 exons. The record is from RefSeq and is a predicted model, not a curated record. NCBI's taxonomy places the organism in Eukaryota, Viridiplantae, Chlorophyta, Chlorophyceae, Chlamydomonadales, Volvocaceae.
AUGCAUGACGAUUACAAAGUAACUCGUAGAGUCGGAAAAGCGUUGACCCUUCCAACAGCCCCAGCAUACUCAUUCGGUGGCCGACACGAGCGGUCUCCCGGUGAUCCUGGACCAGGGCCUGGCCAAUAUGGCACAGGAUGGAGUAUCAGCGACAAAGGCACGGGGUUUGGAACGUCAGCUCGUGGAGACUGGUCGAUCAACCAUACGCCAGCCGGGGCGGCGUACUCGCCACAAAUAGGCGGACAAAAGCCGGCGUAUUCAUUUGGAGGCAAGGCUCGAAAAGAUCACCCCACAGCCUCCCCAGGCCCUGGCGCCUACGAGCCAAGUCCCUCGGCCAAGUUGGUGAAGCCCAGUCCCUCCGCCUUCACCAUGGGGCCCAAGACGGCGGCCGAGCGGGGCUCGGACAGGUCACCGGGGCCCGCGGAGUACAGUCCCCGGUUCGCGCCCCGCGACGCGCACGUGGCCAGCCUUAAGUUCCGCAAGGGGCCCCUCCCCCCCGGGGAGCCUACACCCGGGCCGGGAGAGUACGACACGCCGCGACGACCUCGCCCCAACUCCGAGGGCAAGAGUUUCGGAGCGAGCCGGUCCCAGGCCAUUCGGGACAACGGUGUUCCCGGCCCCGGCGAGUACGGCGCUCCGUCAAUCGCGCAACACCGCCCCCGCCGAGCCUCCUGGACCAUCGGCCGAGCCUCCCGAGACGCCGGCCUCCGCUCCUCCACUAACCCCGGCCCUGGAACGUACGACAUCACGGAGCCGCUCAUCCCCCGUGACGGCGGCCACAGCACCGCUUCAGACCAUCGCUCCGCGCCGUCGUACUCCUUCGGAGGCCGGCAGCCGUGGGCCGCACCCGAGGCCUCCCCCGGGCCCUCGGACUACGGGUACCCGAAGGACCCGGGCCGCGUGGCAAAACCCGUGUACACGCUCCACGGCUCGGCGCCCAAAGACCACCAAGAGGACGUUCCCGGGCCGGGGGCGUAUCAGGGUACCAGGGCGGAUAGCUUGGUGCGGACCAGUGCGCCGGUGCUGUCGAUGGGCCUACGGAUGUACGAGCCGGGCAGCAAGGAUCUUAAGCCGGGUCCAGGGGCGUACGACCCGCGGGACCGCGAUGGGCGGAUUGCUGUCAGUCUCAAAUUCCGAAAUGAGAUCCAUCCGGACCACGAGAGCAACCCCGCCCCCCACGACUACGCGGACAAGGACUUCAAGGACUUUGGGCAGUACUACGGGGCACCCUCGUCGCACAGGGGCUUCACCAUGCGGCCGCGAUACAGGGAGGGCCGGGGGGAUCGGGUGCCCGGGCCGCAGUACGCAGUUGGAUGCAGUACAUUGGGCGUGGCAGCGGUGCCUGCCCUAGAAAAGUCCAAGCUGGCAAUGUCGGUGGUGCUCUGA